This is a messenger RNA of Ceratitis capitata (Mediterranean fruit fly), 1685 nucleotides long. It is a transcript of the gene Yod1, whose product is annotated as ubiquitin thioesterase OTU1. Lineage: Eukaryota; Metazoa; Arthropoda; Insecta; Diptera; Tephritidae. The record is from RefSeq and is a predicted model, not a curated record. Gene Ontology annotation, cellular component: cytosol; nucleus. Bases 175 to 1197 code for a protein of 340 amino acids. Gene Ontology annotation, molecular function: cysteine-type deubiquitinase activity. The transcript is spliced from 2 exons. Gene Ontology annotation, biological process: endoplasmic reticulum unfolded protein response; protein deubiquitination.
UUGCUCAACAUUUAUUAACCUACAAUGGUAACACUCAUAGUCCAGAGGAGAAAAGUAAAAUCAGCAUAAAUUCAGAACAUUUUCUUUAUUUUCCAACCACAACAAAAUUACCUCAUAACUAAAUAAUAAACUUAAGUAAAAAAAUUAAACAAAAUCCCCAAUAAAACUAUAAAUAUGACGGGUACGUUUAGUGUCAAGAUAAAAUCGAAGAAAGGUCAAUUCAUAAUGAAGGACUUGACUGCUAAAACAACAAUUGCUGAAUUGAAAGCAAAAGUUUCCCAAUUGACUGAGGUAAAAGAACAGCAGUUAAAUAUAUUGGCUGGUUACCCGCCGCGAGCAUUAGAUCUGUCGCAAAAUGAAAACUGCAUAUCUACAAUAGGUGUUAGCUCUGGUGAAACAUUAAUUGUGGAAGAGAAACCAGCUGGUGAAGCCACUUAUUGCUUGGAGGAUGACGAAGCCCUUGCGCGUAGAUUGCAAGCGGAAGAAGAGGAAGAGCAAUUGCGACAGGUUGUAGCAAACGCUACUAGUGUUGAGGGUUCCAAUGGACCUUCAGCACCGAUUGAAUUGCCCAGUGGUUCUAGCGGAAGUUUCGAUGGAAUCUUGCUCAAGAAAGUUGUUCCAGCAGAUAAUUCUUGCCUUUUUACCAGCAUACGUUUCGUAUUAAAUGGCAGAAUCGACAAUGAAGGAAGUGAAAUGAUGCGACAUAUUAUAGCCCAAGAAGUUUCCGCUGAUCCUCAAGUAUACAAUGAUGCUGUUUUGGGAAAGUCAAAUGCCGAAUAUUGCGCCUGGAUACAAAAGUCUGACUCGUGGGGAGGUGCUAUCGAAGUUUCCAUACUGUCAAAUUACUACGGCAUUGAAAUUGAUGUCGUAGAUAUUCAAAAUGCAAUUAUAAAUCGCUUUGGAGAAGAUAAAAAUUAUGGGCUACGUGUCUUCCUGCUAUUCGAUGGAAUACAUUACGAUCCAUUAUAUAUGGAAACGGCAGGGGGCGGUGCUCCUGCCACUAUAUUUCCAAUCGAGGAAUUAGGUGUAUAUCACCAAGCGGAGCAGUUAGCUAACGAAGCAAAAUCGUCUAGGCAAUUCACCAAUGUUGAUAAGUUCUCCCUGCGUUGUCUACAGUGUGACGUUAUGCUUAUUGGUCAAGUGCAGGCACAGGAACAUGCGCAAUCAACCGGGCAUACUAGAUUCGGUGAAAUUUAAUACGCAGUCAUUUUUAGUUCGUUAUACUUUCUUGCUUUCUUCAUAUUUGCUUAUUUCGUACUCACUUCCUAAAGCUUGACGAACACAUCAAACUCAUGAAAUUCCUAAACGUGAGAACCAAAGACAAGGAGAAGUGCGAUUCUCUUCGCAUUGUCACAAAAUUUUAAUUUAGCUGAAUUAAAAGCAUGCCUCUCAUAACUUAUUUUUCUAAUAUUUCUUUAUAAAUAUUUUAUGAAAUUUGUUAACCAAUCUUUUAAUUGAAAGUUUGUAAAAAAACAAUCAUCCAUUUAACAUAAAAUAUGUUCUGUAAUAGCUUAGCUAAUCGUAUAAAAUUAUAGCAUAGAGCUUCGAGCGAGAUUUUUAAAUAUAUUUAAGAUACGUAUUUAAAUUCGAAAAUAAUAACAAUUCACUCUUGAUUGCAAAUAUGUAAUGCCCAUAUGUAUUUAAGCUUUGUUUAACAAAACAUCGUUAUUUUAUCCAAAAAAAAA